AUGAAGUAUCUCCUGUGCCUGUUUCUACUCCUUGCUGUUCUUUGUGUCGUAGCCCAUUGCCAGCAUGAAGACAUUUGCCAUGAAGUCAAUAAUACUAAUCUGCAUGAUGGAAAAGAAAAUCUAUUAACACAUAACUGUAACAAGCAAGGCUCUAACUAUGCAGAUUUUGUAUUUAGAUUUUACAAGCAGGCUGUAUUAAAAGAAGCUGAUAAAAAUGUUUUCUUUUCUCCCAUGAGCAUCUCCACUGCCUUUGCCAUGCUGGCUGUUGGUGCUAAGUCAACCACCCUGUCUCAGAUUUUUGAAGGACUGGGCUUUGAUGGUCUGACUGAGACUCACAUACAUGAUAUACAUGAAAGUUUUCACAAAGUUUUAUCAGUACUGAACUGUACUGAUGUUAACAUCACAUUAAAUAUAGGGAAUGCCCUUUUUACAGCUAUUGGGUAUGAACCACAGGAGACAUUUUUACAAAAUACCAAACUAUUUUAUGAUGCAGAAUUUUUUUCUAGCAAUUUCCAUAAACCACAAGCAGCUAAGCAGCAAAUCAAUAAAUACGUAGAGGAGAAAACCAAGGGGAAAAUUCCUGAAUUAAUUGGUCAUCUCGAUCCAAGUACUGUAUUGGUUCUUAUUAACUACGUUUAUUUUAAAGCUGCCUGGAAAAACUCUUUUGAUCCUUUGCGUACAUAUGAGGAUGACUUCUUUGUGAACACAAAUGCAUCUGUUAGAGUCAACAUGAUGCAAUGUGACAGUAACUACAACAGUUACUACGACCAGGAUCUCUCUUGCGAGGUGGUAGAACUGCCUUACCAGGGCACUGCACGAGCAUUGCUCAUUCUGCCUGAUGAUGGAAAGAUGAAGCAAGUAGAAGAUGCUCUCUCCAAGGAAACUGUUUGUAAAUGGGAUAACAAACUUGCAACCAGGAGAUUAGAUCUGCAAUUACCAAAGCUUUCUAUUAGUGGGUCUUACGAUGUUAAAAACCUGUUCAAGAAAAUGGGCAUUACUGAAGUAUUCUCUAGUAAUGCUGAUCUGUCUGGAAUUAGUAGCAGCCGUAAUCUUCAGGUUUCACAAGCAAUUCACAAGGCCCUGCUGGAAGUUGAUGAGGCUGGAACUGAGGCUGCAGGAGCCACAGUCAUAAUCCUUACCAGAAUUCUCCAUCCUUCCGUUACCAUCAAAUUCAACAGGCCCUUCAUUAUAUUGAUUUCUGACAAAGAAACUGGCACCACGCUUUUCAUGGGGAAAAUUGUUGAUCCUACUAAGAAGUAA
Phaethon lepturus (White-tailed tropicbird) is the source of this 1260-nucleotide messenger RNA. Its product is annotated as serine protease inhibitor 2.1-like. Gene Ontology annotation, molecular function: serine-type endopeptidase inhibitor activity. Lineage: Eukaryota; Metazoa; Chordata; Aves; Phaethontiformes; Phaethontidae. The record is from RefSeq and is a predicted model, not a curated record. The transcript has 4 exons. Bases 1 to 1260 code for a protein of 419 amino acids. Gene Ontology annotation, biological process: negative regulation of endopeptidase activity.